AGGUCAGCCGAAGAUAAACUAUUAAACCAACUUUGGGUUUUGGUACUUUUUUCAACUUUCUUAGACAAGUUAGGGUAAAAACUUUACAUAUAGGAAAGGUCUUAGAUAAUUUAAUCUCUAAAUCUGUGCUGAGACUCCAGGUUUUGCUUAAAAUUAUGUUUGCAAAAGUUGAUAAAUACUUAAAAGUGGGCGUCCACAUUUUGUUUGGAAUUUAAAUGUGAUUUGCUGAGAUAUGUAGCUCGUGUUCAACCCAAAACUUUAAGGCCAUUAGUUUAAACAAAACAAACACCACCACUCCCCAUGUCUUUGUGUAAACGGCCAAAGUAUUAAUUGAAAUUACUAACACUUAAGUAGCUAUGUUUGAGAGAAUAAAUCAGUUACUGAAACAUUUCUUUAAAAUUGAAUUGCUGUCUUCUGUGUGUUUGGUAAUAGCUGCGUGAUGGGAUGCGUUAAUCAUGAAAAUGCACCUUUUCCUCUUCACCAAAAAGUUGACUGUGUAUUUUGGUUAGAAAAAUGCUAAUGAUUAAUAGCGUGGUUUAGGUCUGCACAUUUUUGCUAAUUGUUUAGAAGGCGGAGCCAGGAAGAGGAGAUUGCAUUCACAGUCCAAGCUGUCAUUUUGCAAAUACGUUAUGCUCAAGCAGCAUUUGUCUUUCCUCAAGGAACAGAUGUAUUGCCCAGCCCAGCACCGAACGCAGCUUGUGGGGCAGCAGCAGAGGAGCUUCUCUGUCGUAUUGCUCAUGGUGUGAUGGCAGCAAAAAUCUGCUUGGCAGUUUUCUGUCACAGUAGCUGCUUGCCUGCAAGGGAGUUUGCUCGUGCUACCUAUCCCACCAGAAAAUAAUUUAUUGAUCACAGCAAAAUUUUAAGUGGUGUUAGAUGGGAUCUUCCGCCCUUUGCAUAUGAGAAAGGGCUCAUUCCUACUUGCUUCUGUGGGGCUGUUGUCCAAAUGAACGCAUAUAGUGUGAGCCCCUUGACUUGGAGGGGUUCCAGAAAGGCUCAGGAAUCAAGAUAAACAGGAUGGCAUGGCAGAUGUUCUUCAGCAUAGCAAUAAUCACGUCAGUGCUGUGGGUUGGAAGGAGAUGGGAAAUUGUUCCUCUAUGUUCGUGGUUUGAACAAGAGAGAAUUGGAGGCAGGGCAUGUGUAGCAGUUGAAGUAAAUGGUUUGAGUUGUCCAUAAAGCAAAUGUUGAUUGUAGUGCAAGAGGCAGUGAGGCUGCAGACAGGGCUGUGAAACCUAAAGUAUCAUGACCUGGAAUAUGAUAGCUAACAGGUCUGUUACCUGUAUAAUGUAAAAACAGAUUAAAGGUUGAGAGGAACAGUAGGUAAAAGUAAGGGGAGAAACAUUGUGAGAUCUUGAAUCCAGACAAGUCAGAAUUAAGUUAAUAUUGAUAAAAUGCUAAUAAUAAUGAAAACUGUAAAAAUGCACAGUUGAGAUCCAAAGAACUUUUAAUGUGCAAUAACUUCAUGUAAUAACCAUUUGCUUUAAGUAUAUGGUAUGUAUUCUGUUUCAAGUAAACAGAUUUUUAAUGUAUAGUUCUUCCAAGUAGUAUCUUUAGUGUUGUUUAAUGUUGUUUAAUUAGAUGUUUAAUGUAAUUUGAAAAUAUGUGUUACCAAAUAAAUAAUUUAAGCAAUAGAAUGCCUUAGGCCUAGUCUGUCUUUAUAUCAAUUAUUUAAGCUGGAUUUACACUAAGUGCCAGUCUUCCAAUCUGCCAAAACUUACAAGCAAAUCAGUCAAUUCACUUUAUCAUUUGUUGUUUGCUGGUUUAAAAAAUGAGAAUUUAAAAAUGAAGAGAGAAUAAAGUCUAAGUUUUGAAUUUCAGUUCCCCCAGAUUUAUAGAUACAGGUAGUGAGCACUGAGUGUUCUUGGCCCGUUGGUUGCUCUGUCAUGCCAGUAACUUCAGAAGUAUCUGUAAAAUGGAGAAUUAGUUAAUUACUUAAAAUUGAUAGAGGCUCCAUUUUAAGUCUUCUUAUGUGUUGGAGACUGUGCCCAUAACAUUACAUAAUUCCCAUUAAAAAUUCUACUGUCUGUUCCUAUACUAUAUUAAUAAGAAAAUCAUGUCAGUUAAAUGGAUCUGAGUAGGAGGUGCUUCUGUUGUAAAUGUAAUAUUGAUCCUGAUAAUUUUUUUUGCUUGCUUUUGGGGGAGGGGAGGAAGUGGCUUGAAUAGGUGAAAAUUAAUGCUUUGAUUUUACAUUAGGAAAAAUCUGAAAAUCAUGCCAGAUCAGUUGAUACAUCUGUGUGUCCAGUUCCCUUUUGUGAAAUGGAGAUAAAUGCUAAUAACCUUUUCAUUAUUUACUGUGGGUUAAGCUCAUUAACUGAGCGUGAAGUUCUUUUUGUAAAUCCUGUAGUUAUUUGACUGUUAAGAGGAAGUCUUGCAAAGCAUACUGAAAAUAUUUAGUAUAAAGUGAGAACUUACUGAAUGUAACGGUGAAAGAAAACAGUGUUUUAGAACAAUACUGAACUAUUCUAGAAGGUAAUGGCUAUCAUAGCAAUAUUUUGGAUAUUUUGGAUAUCCACGGAUAUCUCAUAUAGGUGCCUAAUGGAUGAGUUUUGUGGAAAACUGCACAGGACUUUGAGGAUUCUGGACCACUGUUACUGAAAUGAUACUACAGAAGGCAGCGAUUGCAUUGUAUUUGUUGAAUGAAACCCAAAUAUUUACUUUCAGUCAAGUGGGUGAAACCCCCUAACUGCAGUUUACAUGUGUAGGUCACUGCGUUACUGUGUUAGUCAUUGUCUCUAUGCAGCAAUGACAAGGCUGGAAGAAGCAAACAGGGAAGUGAACAUGCACUCAUCAGUCAGAUACCUUGGCUAUCUUGCCAGAAUCAACCUGCUGGUUGCCAUUUGCAUGGGCCUUUAUGUCAGAUGGGAAAAAACUGCAGAUGCACUGAUUUUGGUAAUAUUUAUUCUGGGGCUCUUUGUUCUUGGAAUUGCCAGCAUACUGUACUACUAUUUUUCAAUGGAAACAGCAAGUUUGAGUCUCUCCAAUCUUUGGUUUGGUUUUUUGCUUGGCCUUCUCUGUUUUCUUAAUAAUUCUGCCUUCAAAACGGAUGUGAAAGAAGAAGCUACUAAAUAUCUGCUCCUCUCUGCCAUUGUUUUAAGGAUAUUAUGUGCUUUGGUUGAGAGGAUUUGUGGCUGUGUCCAUCAUCGACCGACUCUACUGACAACAGUUGAAUUUUUAGAGCUAGUCGGAUUUGCCAUUGCCAGCACAACUAUGCUGGUAGAAAAAUCUAUGAGUAUUAUUCUGUUGGUCAUGGCUUUGGCCAUGUUGAUUAUCGACUUACGUAUGAAGUCUUUUUUGGCAAUUCCGAAUUUGGCAAUUUUUGGAGCCAUUGCAUCCCUACUCUUUUUUCCAUCACUGCAAAUUCCCACAAACCCUUUUGCCUUGGCAUGUUUCUUCAGCUGCCUGAUUUCUGAUCCCCUUCUCGACGUUUACUUCAGUGGACUUUCAGUUACUGAACGGUGGAAGCCCUACCUGUACCGUGGCAAAAUUUGCAGAAGGCUUUCUGUCCUCUCAGUUGGAGUUGUUGAACUCACCUUUUUCAUUCUUGCAGCCUUUAAACUACGUGAUUUGGAUCUCUGGUAUUUUGUGAUACCUGGUUUUUCUAUUUUUGGAAUUUUCUGGAUGAUCUGUCAUGUGAUUUUUUUUAUAACUCUUUGGGGAUUUCACACAAAACUAAAUGACUGUCACAAGGUAUACUACACCCACCGUGCAGAAAACAACAGCUUGGACAGAGUUAUGGCAUCUAAAGGAAUGCGUCACUUCUGUUUGAUUUCGGAACAGCUGGUGUUCUUCAGCCUGGUUGCGACUGCUGUUUUGGGGGCUGUCUCUUGGCAGCCAGCCAAUGGGAUCUUCAUGAGUGCGUUUCUCAUUGUUUUACCUCUGGAGUCCAUGGCUCAUGGGCUUUUCCAUGAGCUGGGAAACUGCUUAGGAGGAACGUGUGUUGGGUAUGCUGUUGUGAUUCCCACCAACUUUUGCAGUCCUGAUGGCCAACCAACUCUUCUUCCACCUGAGCACGUACAAGAGUUAAAUCUGAGGUCUACUGGCAUGCUUAAUGCCAUCCAAAGAUUUUUUGCAUAUCACAUGAUUGAGACAUAUGGUUGUGACUACUCUACAAGCGGACUGACCUUUGAUACUCUUCACUCCAAGAUCAAGUCUUUUCUUGAACUUCGGACAGCAGAUGGACCCAGACAUGAUACCUACAUUCUGUAUUACAGUGGUCACUCACAUGGCACUGGUGAAUGGGCACUGGCAGGGGGUGAUGCUUUACGACUUGACACGCUCUUGGAGUGGUGGAGAGAAAAGAACGGCACUUUUUGUUCUCGGCUGAUCAUCGUUUUAGACUGUGAGAACUCUCAGCCUUGGGUUAAAGAAGUAAGAAAAGUAAAUGAUCAGUAUGUUGCCGUGCAAGGAGCAGAAAUGGCCAGAGUUGUAGACAUUGAGGAAGCAGACCCUCCACAGCUUGGUGACUUCACCAGGCAAUGGGUUGAGUACAACUGUAACCCCGACAGCAACAUCAGCUGGUCCGAAAAGGGACGUACUGUGAAAGCAGUGUACGGUGUGUCAAAGCACUGGAGCGACUACACUUUGCAUUUGCCAACGGGAAGUGAUGUUGCCAAACACUGGAUGAUAUACUUCCCACGCAUUACCUAUCCACUAGUACAUUUGGCAAACUGGUUUUGUGGUCUCAAUCUGUUCUGGGUCUGUAAAGCGUGCUUUAGGUGCUUGAAAAGACUGAAAAUGAGUUGGUUUCUUCCCACAGUGCUGGACACAGGACAGGGUUUCAAACUUGUCAAAUCCUAAUUAACAACCAAAGAGGAAAUGAAGUGAGAGCUCUGGGAACUUUCUCACUGUACCAUACUUAAAAUUUUUUAUCUUACUCUUUUUCUCUGAAAAAGUCUGCUACAUUCACCUAAUUCAGCUCUUUGAGCAGCUAUACUAUAUGCAAGUUAGAAACUGCAAUCUUAAACAGAAGAUUAUGAUAUUUUGAGUUUUCUUACAGGUCUGUAUGUACAUAUAUGAGACUUAUUUAAUAUGACCGUGCAUUCUGGAGACAGAUCGCAUGUUCCUAUGGGUUUCUUAGAGUAGGCUUUGUUCAGAGACACAGUUUGAUGGACAGGAGCUCCUGGGAAUGUUACAGCACACUCAUCUGUCAUUAUGUCCGCUAUAUAGUUCAAAUAUAGGAAAGGAGCCAAGCUAGUACUCCAGUCAAUUUACAUAUCCUUGAAAUUAUGUGGGGGUAUCAAGAGUAUUACAAAACAGCACUGAGCCAAAAAGAAAAAAAAAUAGCUACAGCAGAAGAAUAGCUUAGUGUAGGUAAGUAGCUACCAAGAAUGUUUAGUUUUACUAAACAUUAUAUCUUCAGCCCAGCCUCAGUUCUCUACUGCCAUCAGUGGAAAUUUGCCAUAGAAAACAGGGAAAUCAGACAACCCUCUGAUGUUCUGGUGCUGCUCAUUGUUUGCUGAAGUGAGUUUUAAAAACAUUCAGUGUUACUUCCAAUAUUCAAUAUCUUUGCUGCUGAUCUUUGGAUAUAUAUUCGCAGUAGUUAAUUCAUAUAUGGAAUACAAACUGCACUGAGCAUUUUUCCCUUACCUGUUAGGGUGGUUUGGUCUUUUCCAGGCUCUUACUAGUCUGUACUUUGAAAAGCUACCCUGAAGAAAACAAAACAAAAUAAAAUCCAAGGAAUUUAACAAAGAAAAUAAUCCAUAGAUAAAAAAUGGAAAUACAAGUGUUGCCUUGCUUCCGUGUUUAUCUGAAGUCUUUGCUGUGCCUAAGACCAUGAUAAUGUAAAAUGCUGAGUACAGGGUUGGACCAAUGAGUUCAUUAACUAUUAAAACCACAAGCAAAGUUUGUUGGAAGGAAUGCAUUAUUCCCUUGGGAAUCCUGAGUAUUCCUUAAGUCUGUUCUCCGACCCAUAAGGUCAUAGUUUUAAUCCUUCCACUUACAGAGCUGGAUGGGACUCCAGAAAUCCUGUCCUGGCCUUUCGUUCAGUUAGAGAAGCUGCAUAGCUUUCUGAUCUCAUCUCUCAAGUACAGAACAUAAGUAGUGAAACAACUAAGUGGCUGAAACAGUAAUAUUUGUGGUUUUUUAUUUGCGUAUGUCUGUGCAAUUUACUAGACCUAGAGUUUACUUUUUUCUGUUUUCAUCGGUAUUUCAAUAAAAAUGUUAGGUACUAGCUGAUACUUGUCUUAAAUGUAACUUUUUUUAAAUUUAAAUACAUGCAAAUAGUAUAAUAGCUCUUUAAGUCUUUGCCAUCGUGAUUUUUUCUAAUGCCAUGUGAACUUUUUACCUAGCUAAGCUAGAGAAUCUGGUGACAGUGAUACCCAUCAUUAACUCCCAGAAUAAAUAAUGAGAUCUACAAUAGCCAAAGCAAUUUGCACGCACCAACUUCAAAAUGGUGAUUUUUUCAGAGUUACAAAUGACAGCCACUAAGUUUCUUCAUUACUCUAUAUUGCACGAUGUUGUUUAGCAAGACACCACCCCACCAUCCCUUUCCCUCUUUCCAUCCCCUUCCAUAAUGUAAAAAGGGGAUCUAGAAAUGAGAGAAAAGAGAUAUCCUGUGAAGACUUAAUGCCUUUGUGUCUUGUCUAAUUAAGUGCUGUGAUUGCAGUUCAUAAGAGGUGGCUGUUCUCAGUAAGGACAGAGGGUACUUAACACCAUCUAACUUCAGGUAUCCAACUUAAGUUCCUAAUGUGGGAGUGUGAGGUAGGAGUCAUGUCAUUUAAUUUCAGGUGUCCAAAAGCCAGACAUCUGAAUCCAUGCUAGUGACCCGAAGUGCUCCACUGCUCAUUAACAAAGAGAAGUAAAUAUUUCCAGAGGAGGACCGAUCUGAUCUCUGUUUUAGGAUGAUUUUUCCUGUGAUUAUGCACAUUACAUUUGUUUUGGUUUCAUGCACAGACAAAUCCCAUAUGUCUCUUGAAUAACUUUAGGGCACCUCUGUUCUAAGCUGUCCUGUGGAGCCUGGGCUGGGUACGUAAGCUCCUAAUUCAAGCGCGAGUUGGAUACAAGAAUCUGUUGGGUUGCAGAAAAGCAGCACUGCCUCUUCCAUUUUUGCUCAACAACCCUUGAGUACAGAUGCAUAAAGGCAGUCAUUUGGUUUGUAAAAUCUCCAUUAUUUUGACUGCUCUUUCAGGAAAAGUUCAUCUGAUUGCAUUAUAAACCAUUACAACUUGAGCCUUAGAAAUUUUUAAUUAAGUCUCCAUAAAGCAACAUCCGAUAGUCACCUUUUGAACAUUUGAAGUCAAGAAGUUAGUCCUUUCUGUUUUGGACAAGCUUUGACUAUCAACCAUAACUCUCCCUACUAAUUAUAAUGGACAGAUCUUAAUGGGUAAAUCUCUACUUGCUACUGUUACAUUUUCAUGGACAUCAUCUGUAUCUUUCUUUUGUACAACAAGGAGAACAGGAAUGGUGUGGGACUGAGACUGUGAGUAGGAUCCACUAUGCAGUGUAGUGAUGGGCUUAGCUUUGGGCAGAAUAAACACAACAAUUGGUGUUGCUCUUUUGCCUCUGGUUAUUAAAUGGUUUCCAGCUUACUUAUCAAACUGUUAGAUUUUUUUCUAGGAGAAACUGGGCUAUCUUCAGCUGUUUGCUGAAAGUUAGAUAAAGAGCCAGCUAAAAAUGUGGCAAACAUAUUAUUUGCAAAACUAAUCAUGUCUUUGCAGACUUGUUGCAGGUUUUGCAGUUAAAGACCUCUGAUUUUCUGAAUUUGAAAUAGUUGUAACAUGAGCUAAUGUAUUUCUACUUUUGAUUUUGUUAUUUUUUUAAACAACAAAGGCAUGGUGAAAAUGCUGAUUUAAACUAAAAGAAAUGUUUACAGCUAUUUGAAUUAUGACACCGUUUUGUACAAAGAGACUGUCAUGUAUUUCAAAACACAGUAAAACCAAGGCUGUGGAUGAUGAGGAAUUCAACCACGUUAGUUCUUCACUUCUACGCUGACUUACAUCGAGGCAUCCUACCAUGACCAACAUUCCCAGAUGGAGCUUUUCUCCAGCUCCUCGUUCUCGUGCCUCUGCAGGUCUCUGCCCAGCCUGGGUGUGUGCCUGCAGGACAAACACCAGGAGCUCCUGUAAUCUAUGUGAGGAGUUAUCCCUCUUCUCUUCCUUGUAUAAAAGACAGGGGCAAUGCCUGAAAGAGAAAUUUAAAUUUAAUUCCAAAGAAUGUUACAUAUUCUCUCAGUUCCAUACAAGUUGUUUAGCGGUAGCGUGUACAAAUUUCUAGGUAGAGAAAAAUCUGAACCUUUUUUUCAAGAGGUUUGUCUCUCUAUUGUAUAUUCAGACAUUUUGUUAUAAAGCUUGUUAUAAAUUUGUGUCACAUUAGUAAUUUUAUGUUGACUUUGUUUCAUUUACCUCCUCUGUAUCAGCCUUGCUGAAACAUGCAAAUGUACUGAGUCCCAUAGAUUUAAGUCUUUUACAGGAACUCAAAUUGCAUAUUCGCGGUAAUAUUUUUCUCUGAACAAGUAUUGGGGGGAAAAAAGCCAUUGUUCUUUGUUUUUGCACUACUAGAGUUAUGUAUUUGCAGUUCCUUAUGCUUUAUAUGCCUUGUAGUUGUUGUCAUCUAGUCUCUAGUUGAAGUUUUUCCCAGAAAUAAUGUUGUUUAUUUUGUAAAGGCAUAGUUAACACUAUGCUGGCUGUAAAGCACCUUUGUUGCAAGCAGUAGACAAUGAAACUGUGUUAAUUUUCUUGUUUAUAAAUACCUUUUUGUGGGAGGAUUUUUACUGGAUAUACAGUUUUUAGAUCUGUAAAUAGAUUUUUGAGUGUAUUUGUGAUAUUACUUAAAUAUAUUUUGCUGGUUUGGAUGCUCA
Molecule: messenger RNA, 8791 nt
Organism: Pipra filicauda (Wire-tailed manakin)
Lineage: Eukaryota; Metazoa; Chordata; Aves; Passeriformes; Pipridae
Gene: TMEM168
Product: transmembrane protein 168
Exons: 5
Coding region: 2692-4794 (700 amino acids)
Source: RefSeq, a predicted model, not a curated record